CUUUCAUAUACAGUAAACAAACUUAACAGAUUUUUCACACACACACACACACACACACACACUCUCUCUCUCUCUCUCUCUCUCUCUCUCUCUCUUACUAUUACAGACACACUCUCUCACAGACACACAGACACACACACAGACACACACACAGACACACAGACACACUCUCUCUCACUCACACACACACACACACACACACACACACACAGAGUCACUAUUCCAGCCGAACACAGCAGUUUGAUUUGGCCCGAAGCAGCUGAAUGACUCAGUGUGACGAAGAGUGAGCAACACGAAAGCAGGACACUGACUGUGAAACACAGGGAGACACACAGCGAGUGUGAGAUGGAGGAAGCGUACACCGCUUUGUAUCAGGAGUUCCUCCGUCUGCAGAUAAUCUGUCUAAAACAGGCUGAAAUGUUACAACAUCUCACUGAAGCAUUGAGGAGACAACAAGGUGUGGCUCCUGUCUUUAAUAGGAAUUUUGAAGAUCUGUACGCUGAGCCGGUUCAGGGCAGACGUGUUGGAUUGGAGAUGUUCAACCACACAGACUACAGAGCACAAGAAGCUCACUUACACAAACAAGUGGCUCCCACACACACCCCUGAAGUUCAUGCACACACCCCUGCAGCUCACACACACACCUCUGCAGCUCACAGACACACCCUUGCAGCUCACACACACACCCCUGCAGCUCACACACACAGCUCUGCAGCUCACACACACACCCCUGCAGCUCACACACACACCUCUGAAGUUCAUGCACACACCCCUGCAGCUCACACACACACCCCUGAAGUUCAUGCACACACCCCUGCAGCUCACACACACACCCCUGCAGCUCACACACACAGCUCUGCAGCUCACACACACACCCCUGCAGCUCACACACACAGCUCUGCAGCUCACACACACACCCCUGCAGCUCACACACACACCUCUGCAGCUCACACACACACCUCUUCUUUACCCCCUGCAGAUAUUACAGGUGAUCCUGUGGUUUCUCCGCUUGCUGGAGCUUUUAACAGGCUGCACCUGGAGCCUGCGCAGGAAAAGGAGGAGGAGGAUGGGGCAGCGUCGGCAUCAGGAUGGUGUGAGACGAAGGAGCGCAGUAUUUGGGAUGAGUUACGACAGGUGGAGCAGCACUGGCACAGCAGCCAAAGACCUAAACAACAACAACAACAACAUCAACAACAACAUCAAAGACGUCUGUGGUCGUCAUCGUUCCUGACCAGUGAGAUGCUGAGCGAGAUGGGUGGGAUGCUGAUGUCCCGCGUCACACUACACUCGCAGGUGUGUGAGUUCUGCCACGCCGUGUUCCCUGGACACACCACCACCAGAGGAGAUUUCCUCCGCCAUCUCACCACACACAUAUCCUGACACGUUCCACUCGUCUGAGAGUGACAUGAGAACGUUGUGCGUUACAGACCAACACUUUAUAUCAUUACCUUUAAACGCUGGGUGGUUUGAGGUAAAGGUCUUUAAGCUGCGUGAGAUAUUUAAAUCAUUUUAUUACAAGCGUUGUGUUUAUUAAAAGAAGAAAAUGAUCCAAUUAAUCAAUUGUAAAAUGCUAAUUACCUCAACACUUUGAGUAUAUGUUUAUUUACUGUAUCAUGUGUAUAAAUGAUAUUUUUCUGUACAUAUGCUGAGCUUAUGUAGUGCAUUAAACCAACAGUGACACUUCCGUAUAUCACGCUGUCCUUACUGCUGAGUAACUAACUAUAAAUGUUUCACUCACACAAGUCUGAUAUCUGUGUCCGUUAUUAAACUUGUACUUAAACUUAUACUGAUAUCUGUGUCCGUUAUUAAACUUAUACUUAAACUUAAA
Messenger RNA from Tachysurus vachellii, 1828 nucleotides. RefSeq lists its product as uncharacterized. Lineage: Eukaryota; Metazoa; Chordata; Actinopteri; Siluriformes; Bagridae. The record is from RefSeq and is a predicted model, not a curated record. The transcript is spliced from 5 exons. The coding region runs from base 346 to 1380 and encodes 344 amino acids.